Messenger RNA from Somion occarium, 2995 nucleotides. The record is from the annotation of a GenBank genome assembly. NCBI's taxonomy places the organism in Eukaryota, Fungi, Basidiomycota, Agaricomycetes, Polyporales, Cerrenaceae.
CCUCAAUCGACCAAUUGAACAGCCUCAGAAGGACGUACUGUAGUGUCUCGUUGAAUGAGGUCAAAGUGAGAAGAAUGCAUGCAAACGAAGAUGUUGCUGACUAAGCGAUGGUAACUCAAGUAGGAACCCGAAAAAGGUAGCCUCGGCAGCUGCAGCGUGUUUUUGGUGCGACAACGGGCCAAGCAGUGCUCGACGUCGUCGACGGCCACCUGCUCGGCAUCGCCAACGGCGUUGCGCUCUUUAGCGAGAACAACGCUCUCGACAACACCCAGCACUAUCUGCUUGCAAAGUCGGAAACCGCUACGUGCGGUCAAUACCCAUCAUGACUCUCACCAUUCUCAUGUCGUUUUCCGUUCUCGCGCUGGUCGUGACUGCUCGGCCCAUUCUUCCUCAUGACACCCCGCAACCGGAACCUCUUACGCCUGCUAUCCAGAAUGUCGUUCAGGCAAUAUUCCAAUCGCGUACUCGACAGUCGCCUGAAGGUUUAGUAUACGAGGACCAGGACAUCCAUGUGAAGCUCACCUCCCCAGAAGAGCAACACGCCGUCCUCUCAGAGUUGGAUGACCUUGAUGCUGUCAAAACUAUCGUCCCCAUAGGUUUAGACGGUGUUCUCUCUGAUGACGAGAAGAAGCUUUACGACAUCAUCAGCACCUCCAGCUCUGGUGGCUUGAAUGACUUGGACGGCGGCGAACGUAUCCCUGAAGAGUUUAGCUUGCUAUUCAAAACAGACGCUGCGGAGGAUUCCACGUCUGUAGCUGAAGACGAUGGGUCAUAUACUGAUACCCCGUUCAGCAGUAUGAAUGCAUUCAGCUCGCCUCCGCUCAUCAUCUUGGCUCUGUCAUGUGUCGCGGCUUUCUUAGCAAUGGGCUGCAUAGCAGUCGCCGUUUAUACCACUCGUUUCAUCCACAAACAAGUCUUGGGCUCCAACAUGGCAUGGGAAAUGUUGCCUCGGUUGGAGAAACAAGAUUGUUUGGAAUAUACCUCAAACGAAGAUGACCAGGGUGCCUCAAACAACCAAUCUGACGAAGACUCGCCGUCCGAGACGGACAUCGUUGUUGUGUCCGAGCCUCGCGAAUUUCCUCCGCAGGUUAUCGAAGAGAAAGAAGACCUUAUUGUCUUUGAUACCGAGUCCUCAGAUAUGGAAGACGAGGUAUAUGACGAGAAGUUCCGAGAUGCGGAGUUCUUUGAUGCAGAAGAACGUCCUUCAUCAGUACUCGAAAUCCGUCCCGAGGACCUCCCGCGUAUCGUCCUCAACAAGGAUGAAGAAUAUCCGGACCCCGAUUUUCUUCCCUUGCCUCAAUUUUCAACCCCCUUCUCUACACCUCCUCCUUCGCCCCCGCAUUCACCUCUCCGCCGCCCUUCGCAAAUGCGUGAAGCCAAUCUUAUUUCUUCACCUGUAUCCAAACCUGCAUGGUCUCUCCGCGCCGCUGAUGCUCCAGCUCUCGGGCUAAUGAGCUCAUCCUUAUCUUCCCGGUCCCCCACACCCCGUCUUGAUCGUUCCCUCUCUCGUUCAUCCACUCCUUCCUUGGAAAAUCUCGCCAUCCCUGGCGCGCUCUACCCUGAUCUUCCCUUGAGCUCCGAGCCGGAGAUGAGGGAAGUUGAGAUUCCAGGUCGACGAAGAGCGUAUCGCGCACCUGUGCCUGAAUUAGACAUUGCAUUCGCUAUGCAGUUGAGACCUGGUCUUGGAUUGGGUGCGGACCCUGCUUGGCUUGUUAGGUUCUUGAUGGCCAUGUUCGGUUGGAUGACAGUUCUCAUUGGGGGAAAUGGUGGCAAUGGCAGGGAGAGGAGGGCUAUUGCCUGAAGUUACGAUGGAUUGGCAUUUAUGAUUGGUUAGGUUUCUCGGAUCGGCCCAUAUGCAAGGACUUCUAUGUUCUUGUCAUGUUUUGGUUGGAUUAGACUUCAGGAGGUCGUUUGGUUCUUCGGUUUCAUUUCUCAUUCUCACAUAUGCAUCCACUCAUUCACUCAUUUCAACCCUAUUUCCCGUCUCAUAUUUUCUCUCUCAUAUCCACACAUUCACCACGGAACAUUCAUCUGCAUUGAUUCAGAUUUCAUCAUGGAUACUUCGUACAUACGUAUAUCCUACAUCAUGUGAAUAGUUCCCCACUCCUUGCACACCUGCGCUUACAAUGUUGACCCUUCGUUACGUUUACCAUCCCUGCAUGUGUAACGUCUCCAGUCUCAAUAUCACCAGUAAGUGAAUUUGCCCACACUUCGUAUAUCUCGAGCAUGACAUCUGAAGAAUAUAUAAUACAAUAUUAGAUAUAGUCUAGUCUUGAGUUUCAUAUAGCCUAAGAGUUCAUGAUCAAUGGGGAGUGGUCAGGAGGUGUCGAACCUCUGCUCAUUCUAGACGGCCUUGUAGGAACGGGACUUGGCCGCCUAGACGAGGACGGUGUACCUGGCAAGCUUCCUGUCCCUCCGCCUCUCCCUCUAUGACUUCCUGUCGCACUCCCUGUCCGUGCUAGUGCUGGUGUCCCUCCAACAGGCGUAGCUGUUCCACUAGGUACACUGCUGGCACCUGUUGAUGCUGGUGGAAUCCUGAAUAACUUCAUAUGGAGCCAUCCUAUCCAUGUGGCUUGGUAGGCUGCCCGUUCUCGUUCCUCCCUCCUGCGCUCGAAUGCAGCUCUGUAUCGAUCAUAGCUUUCUCGGAAUGAACGAUCGACUCUUGAGGAGAAAAUGAGUUCUCCUCGAGGGUUUGAGGCCGGUGGUAUGGGGGAGAUUGGUACAGAGGAGCUGCGUUUCGUGGCUCGUUUCGGUGAAGGUGAGCGUCGUCGUGAGGAUGGUGAUGAGGGUGAUGGAGUUGACGAAGGUGAUGGGCGAGGGAAAAGGAAGGAGAAGGGGUUGAAUGGGAGUUUGGAACGUAAUGGCGGUUGGCGGACGUUAAGAUACAUGUUGAAAUUUCGUAAGGCACGAUUGGCAUGGGGGACAUAUCUUGCCAUAUUCAUAAGACAAUAAUCAGGUAUGAAAUUACGGGAAUAAACAUACCUAUUGGCAUACC